This is a messenger RNA of Medioppia subpectinata, 324 nucleotides long. The record is from the annotation of a GenBank genome assembly. Lineage: Eukaryota; Metazoa; Arthropoda; Arachnida; Sarcoptiformes; Oppiidae.
CGAGCUGUUUAAUAUAAUUACAAAAACACCUAGAUAAAAAUGGAAACCAGCUCAAUUGUGCCCGAUGUUAUCGACACAAUGCCUUCUAACAUAAUGAAAGUCAUAUACACAAGUGGUUGCAAGGCCGAGCUGGGCAACGAGCUGACACCAACCCAGGUGAAAUCCCCGCCCAACGUAGACUGGCCAACAGAGUCGGGCCAACUCUACACCUUAAUUAUGUUGGACGCCGACAGUCACGACGUGAACAAUGAUAAACUAGAGCGACCAGAUUACCCGGAUCACAGUGGCCAUCAAACACUGCACUGGCUGGUGGUGAACGCUAGC